Messenger RNA from Hemibagrus wyckioides, 2806 nucleotides. It is a transcript of the gene znrf1, whose product is annotated as zinc and ring finger 1. Lineage: Eukaryota; Metazoa; Chordata; Actinopteri; Siluriformes; Bagridae. The coding region runs from base 642 to 1340 and encodes 232 amino acids. The transcript is spliced from 5 exons. The record is from RefSeq and is a predicted model, not a curated record.
GUCUCCCAUUGUCUACCAGCAACAGCGGCGAGCUCGCGAAGCGCAGCGCACCUGGACAUAACCGCCGCCGGACACACACACACACACACACACACACACACACACUCUCUCUCUCUCUCAUACAGGCGCACGUUGAGUGACAUGAGCUACCACAUGUCAUGGCCUAAUGUUCCGAGAUUAUUCGACUUGAAAUGAACGAAAAGGGAGAAGACUGCGUUCUCAGUGUGCUGCGGAUCCGUCCUCAGCGCCGCGAGCUUUGUCAUCGUUUCUGUCGUGAUUUCGCUCAGCCUGUCCUGUCAGUCACUUGACGAGGGCGUGCGUUGGUGUUGCUGCCCCGUUACAUCUAAACUGGCCUUCCGUAUUUGUUUUAUUUGCUCUUUUUCUUAACCGUGGAGGUGAAAUCUCCAUGACUCCAUGAUCCGACCGAGAAAACGGGCUCUCUCGUCUCCCGGACACAGCUGCUUCAGUCAGACCUGACAGCCCGGAUUUUUUUCUUCAGUCUGAUCGUUUUGUCGUUGGUUGAUUGAGGAGGCUCGGAAGAAAAAUCCCCCUCAUUCGAGGGGCGACUCGACCCCUUUUAUUUCCGCCACAUCCCCACCCCCGGUCCCCACCCCCGUCUUUUCCCGGAGCCCCGUUUUCAUAUGGGGGGUAAGCAGAGCACGGCGGCCCGGCCGCGGCCCCCGUUUCCCGGUGUGUCUACAGACGACAGCGCGGUGCCGCCAUCGGCCCACUUCGGUCACUUCCGGACGGCGGGGACGAUGGGGCUCCGUAGCCGCUCGGUGAGCUCCGUGGCAGGUAUGGGCAUGGAACAUAACGGCGCCGUGCCCUUCGGUUUUUACACCACAACCACCACCACCACCGCUGCCAAUCAGGCCGCCCCACCCAGAGCCACGGAGCCGGACCGUGCCGCGGCAGGACAGGGCUCGGGCUCGGGCUCGGACUCGGUACGCGCUCACGGCUACCGCGAAACAGGCGGGGACGGGCGGCACACGGACGGUGUGCUGUAUCUGGGCUCGCGGGGAUCACUGGCGGACACGCUGCCUCUGCACAUCGCGCCCCGCUGGUUCAGCGCACACAGCGGCUUCAAGUGUCCUGUUUGCUCCAAGUCGGUGGCGUCCAAUGAAAUGGAGGUUCACUUCAUCAUGUGUCUCAGUAAGCCCCGCCUCUCCUACAACGAUGACGUGCUGGCAAGAGACGCGGGCGAGUGUGUGAUCUGUCUGGAGGAGCUGCAGCAGGGAGACACCAUCGCCAGACUGCCGUGCCUCUGCAUCUAUCACAAAAGCUGUAUAGACACAUGGUUUGAGAUCAACCGCUCCUGCCCAGAGCAUCCUUCUGACUGACCUCCAUUCCCACUUACUACUGCUGAGAAAGGGCACUUUAUGGACCUACACCUGGCUAUCUGGACACUGAUGUAACCAAAUAAAACAAUCAGUCCUAUUUAUUCGAUCAGAUUGGAUCAAACCUGUGGCGAUGGAGAUGCAGAAAACCAAAUAGAAGAACAGAACACACCGUCGAGUGUUACUUUCACACGUAUCCCACAAUCCCCUUGCCUGCUCUACUAGCUAGCAAUUGUGCUACCUGCUAACUGCCCCUCAUUUUAGUGACCGACGCUGGAUCUUUGUCCCCUGGAGUCUCGGGUCUUCAGGGUUCUCCUCUGAUGCACCUGUCCAACAGGAAGAUGGACAAAGGGCUCCCAGCUGGAGGAAGGGGCGGGGCCAAACGAAUGCCCAAUCGGGUGGCCGUGCCAAUUGUGGAAUAUGCUGAUUAGAUGGGUGUUGCUUGUGCUUCAUGUUGUCCUUAUUUGGAAAUGGGGGCGGGGUUAGGUGUAGAGGUGUAUGGGGUCGGAAUUUGUGGGUGAGUGUGUUCUGUGCGCCAAAGCUGUGUGUGUGUGGUUUACAUUUUGCUGUGUGUUUCAGUCUGGUGUGUGUGUGUGUGUGUGUGUGUGUGUGUGUGUGUGUGUGUGUGUGUGUGUGUGUGUGUGUGUGUGUGUGUGUGUGUGUGGGGGUAUCAGCAUUGGGAAUUGAAAUUUCCCUCACCGAGUCACAUCGGCCCGUUUACUGAUUUCUCAUUUACGUUUUCAAUUUACGGUGUCACUCCAAUUCCCCCAUAAGGGUGUGUGUGUGGGUGGGUGUGUGUGUGUGUGUUUGAGUGCUUGUACACAUCUGGAAAGCUGCUUAACGUCUGGAUGUGGAACCACAGACGGACUGGUGUGAAACUGUUGCGAGAUACGAUCUUCCUCUCCUUUUUUUUCCUUCACAAUCCUGUGAGAAAACUCACAUAAAAAUAAACUCUUGAAGCUCCUGGAUGCCUCUGCUGUAUAAAGAACAUCCGCUGUUAGAAAAUGUGAGAAUUGUAAGAAAAAAAAAUAUCCACAAGCAAAAUGGACAGAUGGACAGAAAUAGCCUGAAAAGGACUGAUGGGUAAAGGGCGGGGCCAUGCAAACUGACCAAUCACAUGGCUGUCCUGAUCCCAGGGUUGUGAUGAGGUGGGCGUUGCUUGUUCUUCAUGUUAUCUUCAUUAGGAAAUGGAGGUGUGGGGUGGGGUGAGGACGGACAUAAUCACAAAGCGACCUGGACAGCAGGAAACGUGCGGUCAGUGACGACGGAGCGCCACUUAGGGACGCUCUCGUUUCCUGCUUUCCUUCAUUUCAUGUUUUUUUUUUUAUGGUAAUAUAUUUCUGAAGAUGUGAAUGGACGCCUGUUUUUAGGAUGUACAAACUUAAUUGUCUGAUGACUUUGAUGUGCAGUCUGUGGGCUGAGUAACACUGAUAAUGAUAUCUAUAAUUAAAAAAAGACAAAAUAAUGGA